Molecule: messenger RNA, 1670 nt
Organism: Prosopis cineraria
Lineage: Eukaryota; Viridiplantae; Streptophyta; Magnoliopsida; Fabales; Fabaceae
Exons: 10
Coding region: 148-831 (227 amino acids)
Biological process (GO): cytoplasmic translation
Molecular function (GO): protein binding
Source: RefSeq, a predicted model, not a curated record
UUAAGGCGUGGUCUGCUCUAGGGUCUUUUCCGAAAGCUGGCUUUGGUGUGAGAUUGUGUGUGUAUGCGCGCGUGCAAGCUGCCUAGCUCGUCGAACUCAGGCCUCUUCGAAUAACGAAGGAAUCCAAGAAUCAAGGAAAAUCCAACUAUGACAGACUAUGCACAAGAACAAGAAAUGGAAAUUGAAGCUUUGGAAGCUAUACUCAUGGAUGAUUUUAAAGAGAUACACUCUGGUGAAAGUGGCCUAAGUACUUCCAAUAAAUGUUAUCAGAUAAAAGUAUCUGCACAGGAAGAUGAUACAGAUGAGUCAAUGACAAAUCCAGUUCAAUUGGCUUUGAUCUUUUCACAUACAGAGAAGUAUCCAGAUGAACCUCCGCUUCUGAAUUUGAAGAGCUUGCAAGGAAUACCUAAUGAAGAUUUAAGGAUUUUGAAGGAGAACAUUCAAGAGGAGGCAUCUGAAAAUCUUGGCAUGGCGAUGAUCUACACUCUAGUUACCUCAGCUAAAGAGUGGUUAUCUGAACGGUUUUGUCAAGAUCCUACUGAUGGAGAUGCUGAAGCUGAAGAGGCUGCCAAAGAUGAUAUAGUAGUACCACAUGGGGAACCGGUUACUGUUGACACAUUUUUGGCAUGGAGAGAAAGGUUUGAAGCUGAACUGGCAUUGGAACGAGCAAAGCUAAUGCCGGAGUCUGCACUUACAGCCCCCAAGGAAAAGAAGCUCUCUGGUAGACAGUGGUUUGAAAGUGGAAGAGCUUCAACGCAAUGCAUCCUCUCCAUCCGCAAAGCCCAAGAUCUGUGGAUCUCCAUCAUCGCCGCAAAGCCUUUUGCCUUUUGAACUUCAUCAGUCCAUCAAGAAGCUCUGUCAGAUGCAAGACAUUGUCAGAAUAUUUCUUACCAUCAGGUACAAUGAACUAUGCUUCUAGAGAUUCUUAUUCCUCAAAACUGAGAUGAGUUAUCAGGAUUUUUUUGCUCAUAGCCAUGUGAUUUGAGAAUGGAGAGACGGCCUUCUUGGAAAGAGAUUCUUGUAUCAUCUGAUCUAUGCUUAUGGGAGAGUAGAGAGGUAUUUUUCUUGGUUGGAGAAAAGACCUGUGCGCCCCUUUUCUUUCCUCAAUACCUAGAAGCAAUUAGCUCUGCACUUGCUUGCAUGCUUCUUCCUUACAACCUGAAAGAAGAGAGUGACUGCGGCAGAGGAAGAUGGUGGUGAUCGUGGCAAAGGGGAGGAAGGGCUGGGGUUAGAUCACAACAGAGGAAGAGAUUUUAUUAGGGCUGGAAAUUUUUUAUUAAUUAAAAGGGGUAUUGUAGUCUUUUCAUAAUUUACGUUUAAUUGUAAAAUAAAAUAAAUGCAAGUAUUCUCUGUCAUUAUUACUCCAUGCCAAAUAUAAUUUUAAAGCUUUAAUCCCAAUUCCAGUCCCAGUCCCAGUCCCUCUAAAUUUAGGCCUGUGUACCAAGCCAGGCCUUAUGGUAUUGCACUAGCUGCAUCGCGAGGUUGUAGUACUACCCAGGUUGAGAGUCCUGUAGGGCAAUGCAGCUAAAAGUAAUUCUUAAUUUGAAGAAGAAAGAGAAAGUAAUGGGGAUUUAGUAGCGUUCUUCAUGCUGGCUGCAAAAUGAAAGAUCCUAGAGUUGCGAUAAUUCAAAUUUUUUGUGCAAAAAAAUAUGAUUAGUCAAUCCUUGUUC